AGUCCUCAACAUUCUACACUCCCCUCCUCUCUCCUCUGUCUCUCUCCCCCGCUCUCUCACUACCCUCGUCUUAUCCUCUCCCUUGCUUCUGUUGGGGCCCCCUAUGCCUUUCAGAUAGACCAAACACAACUAAUUUGAUUUCAUUAUUAAAUCCUCCCCAACCAGCAACAAAUGCUCAUCACGGCCGUCAAACACCACAACCCCCCCCCCCCCCCGCGCCUGUCUCUCUCUCUCUCUCUCCCCGACUUCUUUCAAUUUUGGGUUGUUUCACUCAUGACUGGCGCCAUGAACAACAGAGAUUUUUGGCUUCCGUCGGAGUUCCUUACCGCCGACGACAUGCUCAUGGGCAAAGAAAACUUAAACAAAAACAACAUUGCUUUCGCGACCAAUUUUGGCUUCCCCACUGACUUUCCGUACGAGUUUGGCUCGUCUCUGCUCAGUUCCCCCGUUGAGUCGGUUGUGGGCUCAACCGAGACGGAGAGCAACGAGGAUGACCUACUCACCGGGUUGGCCCGCCGGUUCGCUCGUUCCUCCCUCAACGAGAAAGCCCUCAAAAUCACUUCUGCUCAGCAAAAUCUGGAGAAAUCGUGGGCCGUUUCCGGUUCGCCGCAGUCGACUCUGAGCGCGGUCGGAAGCUGGUCCGUCAGCCCGACGCCAUUGGGUGGGAACAACGACGGUUGGGAUUUGAUGUAUGCGGCGGCGGCGGCGGCGGGACAGCUGGCAAGGCUGAAGAUGAAUGGCGAAGGCCUCUCCCCCACUCAGAUUCUCACUCCCAUCCAACACCCUUCUCACCCUGUGAGAAACCCCAACACCGCAUUCUAUGCAAAUCAGUCCAACUCUCAUACCCUCUCACAUCCAAAUCACCUUGGGAAUUUGAGAAAGGAGGAAGUGCUGAAACAACAGUGGUCUUGUAUUUGGGGAAGGCAAAUCCCGUCAAAGCAACAAGGGUUCCAGAGUAGUAGUGGGGGGUAUGAAAGGCAAGUGGGUUUGUCUGAAUCUCCAUGGCUUCCCGUGCAAGUCCAGAGGCAGAACCACCCAAGUCAGCGGCGGCAGUGCGGUGGGUCGGGGAUGAGAGCGGUUUUCCUCGGCGGAUCUGGAGGGAAGAGGGAGUGCGCUGGUACUGGUGUGUUUUUACCUCGUAGAUAUGGAAGCAACAACCCUUCAGAGUGUCGGAAGAAGCCAGGCUGUUCAGCUGCCCUACUCCCAGCUAGGGUUGUCCAGGCUCUGAACAAUAGUAAUUUUGACAACAUGGCUUCGCAGUCCCAGGCCCAGGCCCAACCCCAAUUUAACAAUGCUUUCGGCCCGGAAUACGAUAAUUUGAUCAUGAGAAAUGCGAUGUUGAAUCAGCAGAGGUGGAGUAUAAUAAGGCCAGAACUAGGGGGAAUGAGGAGGAGGAGGAGGAGUCACGAUUUGUGCCUUCUCCCCCAGGAGUGGACGUAUUAAUUUAAUUCCACUCUCCUCCAAUCGUUUCGAAAUUCUCAUUUGACAGUGUUGGAAAAAGAAAAAAGAAGCAGCAGCAGAUCUAGAGUAAGUUAGAAAGAAAGAAAGAAAGGUAAAAGGGUAGUACUAGUAAGUAGUACAAGGAUGUGAUAGUGAUGUUGUUUGGUUUCUUUAUUGUUAGGCCAAGAAAUUACUACUCCACUACUGUAGUAGGAGUAGAGUAUAUUACUGUAUGUUGUGUAGUGUAUGGAGUAGACUGGUAGUGGUAGUUAGGGGAAGAAGUCAAAAAAACUACUAAUAAGAGAUCCAAGUGGGUUUUAAUUUGGAGAUUGCAGGUUUUUGUAGGCUGGAAAGGAACAACAAGAGGUAGUAAAGUGGGGUAACCUGUGGGGAAGGUUGGUUUCUGGUCCUAGUCUAUCUAUCUCUGCUACUAAUAAAUAAAAUAGGAGUACUAAAUAAGUCUGGUUUGGGUAUUUGGGUUCUGUGUUAUCGUUAGUCCUCUCCAUGUAUUUCCCCAUUUGCAAGCAAAUAAUUCCUGCUACUAUGUUUUACUGUUGAAACUCUCUCUCUCUCGGCCCCGGUGGUUUGUUUUUGGUAGUUUCCCUUUUCCAUCGUAUGUUGGUAAAACUUGAGGGUGUUGUCAAAUUGUAAAGGGCAAAUUAUUCAAA
This is a messenger RNA of Rhododendron vialii, 2108 nucleotides long. RefSeq lists its product as uncharacterized. Bases 172 to 1443 code for a protein of 423 amino acids. Lineage: Eukaryota; Viridiplantae; Streptophyta; Magnoliopsida; Ericales; Ericaceae. The record is from RefSeq and is a predicted model, not a curated record. The transcript has 5 exons.